Molecule: messenger RNA, 1272 nt
Organism: Ustilaginoidea virens
Lineage: Eukaryota; Fungi; Ascomycota; Sordariomycetes; Hypocreales; Clavicipitaceae
Exons: 1
Coding region: 1-1272 (423 amino acids)
Source: RefSeq, a predicted model, not a curated record
AUGGGAAAACCGGAGCCAUCGGCCACGGGCGACGCAGCCGUCGGCUCGCAUUCCUCCACGCCGUCCCACCUCGGCGAAUCUGCUGCCUCCAUCUCCCUCGGCUCCUCGCCCUUCCCUACCCAUCACCGCGCUCCCUCCCCCCACGGACACUUGUUUGACCGAGAGCUGGCAAACGACGACGACGACGACGACGACGACGACCUCCCGCCGCUGUACACGGACCACGAGGAGUUCAGCAACGAUGCAGAGGGCGUGUUUGACCCCCUGAUGCCCCGACAUCCUCAACACCACCGCGACGACGACGACGACGAGCGCCCGUUUCGACAAGACGACGUGCACGCGUACUUUGUCGACGCGCGACUGGACCGCGAUCCAGACCGCCUGGCCGGCCUCGUGGACCGCUUGUCCGCGGUUCCGCCGCGGCCCUUUGUCCGCAUGCUGGGCACGCACAUGGAGCGCUCGGGCUCCGGCAGCGACAAGAACCGCGAGACGAGGCGCGUCACCGACUUUGAAAUCGAAAUCGAGCUGACGCACCUCUUGUACGCGGACAUCCGGUCCGCCCGGGCCUGGAGGAGCGUCAGCACGGCCGGCAACUUCGAAAAGGUGCGCCGGGGCACCGUCUUUGCCACGCGGGCUCCCGGGUUCGGCGGCAGCGGCGGCGGCGCGCCCGAGGAGGGCGUGCCCGGGCUGCGGGAGUGGUGCCGACGGUACUGCGCGUCGCGCGCGAGGUUGAGGUGCUUCACCGUGGAGCGCCGCGUGCAGGGGUACGACUGGGACCUGCUGCGCCGGCGGCUGGAGGGCCUCGUCAGGGCCACCAACUACCGGGGCCGGGUGGACGUUGCGUUCCCCGUCCGCCACUCCCACGUCCACGUGUACAGCGACGUCGCCGUCAACCGGUGGCGCCUGACGCGGUGGAUCUCCAUGGUGUUCGUCUUCAGCCUCCUCUUUGUGUUCACCUGGCCGUACCUGCUGCUGGCCACGAAGCGCUGGGAGACGGUGAGGGCGGACUGGAGCCUGAGCGAGGCGACGGCCGUGCCGGGCAGGAGAAAGUACGCGUCCAUGAGCGAGGAGCAGUGGUACGCCAUGUGGGCGGGGACGGUGCAGCGGGCCAUGCUGGAGAGGAGGAGAGGCACGCUCGACCAGGGGGAUCUGGAGAGGACGAGGGCCGGGCAAGGCGGCGGCGGUGGCCAGCGAGAGGCGGCCGGCAUGGAAGCCAUGGACGCCAUGGGGGUGGUGAACCGGAGCUUUGGAUGGGGAGGCGACACGGCCUAG